Molecule: messenger RNA, 3924 nt
Organism: Choloepus didactylus (southern two-toed sloth)
Lineage: Eukaryota; Metazoa; Chordata; Mammalia; Pilosa; Megalonychidae
Gene: UBL3
Product: ubiquitin like 3
Exons: 5
Coding region: 682-1035 (117 amino acids)
Molecular function (GO): protein binding
Source: RefSeq, a predicted model, not a curated record
GCGGCGGCAGAGGAGGAGGAGGAGGAGGAAGGGGGAGCUGCGCAGCCCGAGGCGAUGCGCCUGGAGCCCCGGCCCGGCUGCGGCUGCUGCCCGGGGGCGCCCGCGGCCUGAUCCCGAGGGGCCGUGGGGCUCCGCGUCCCCUCGCUCCGCGCGCCGACCCUGCGCCCGGGACUCUCGCGGGCUGCUGCCAACUCGGCGCCUGCCCUUGAGCGCGCCCGGCCGUUUCCUCGCGCGGCCCUCGGGCUCCGCGGCCGGCCCGGCGCCUGCUCGGCGGCCCGCGCGCGUCCAUGCGGAGCUCCCGGCUUCUCCGGACAGACGCGUCGCGGCCUUUUUCUCCUGCUUGAUGAGGACCUGACUCGACGGCGACUGUGACUCAUCUCCGGGGCGGAUUUAACGCCCUCCCACCCCGUCCAUGCCCGUGUGUCACUCGGCUCGGCCCACCUGGCGCGGCCGGUCCUGGGGCUGCUGCUGCUGCCGCUGACGACGGGCCCGCCGCCCCGGCCAGACGCGGCUCCCGGGCUCGCGCCGCCUGCGGAGUAACUUCCCUUGGGGAGAGCACUUCACGAACCCGUCGCCGUCCUUCGGGCUUGCUGCAGUGGCUCGAAGAUCCCGGCUUUGAGUUUGUCGUCUUUUUUUAAAUUUCUUUUUGCGUGGAGCCCUGGGGACAGAUCAGACGGCAAGAUGUCCACGAAUGUCCCGGCGGACAUGAUAAAUUUGCGCCUCAUUUUGGUAAGCGGGAAAACGAAAGAGUUCCUCUUUUCUCCUAAUGAUUCUGCUUCAGACAUAGCAAAACAUGUGUAUGACAACUGGCCAAUGGACUGGGAAGAAGAGCAGGUCAGCAGUCCAAAUAUUCUACGACUUAUUUAUCAAGGACGAUUUCUACAUGGAAAUGUCACAUUAGGAGCAUUAAAACUUCCUUUUGGCAAAACAACAGUGAUGCAUUUGGUGGCCAGAGAGACGUUGCCAGAGCCAAACUCUCAAGGUCAGAGGAAUCGUGAAAAGACUGGAGAAAGCAAUUGUUGUGUAAUCCUGUAAACACUGUCUGCUGUGUCUGCUGACUGUGAUGUGAUGAGUCUUUGUCUUCAUGCUGCUGGGACGGAAGAGACCCCACGUUGCUUCAGAAUCCCUUAGGAACAGCCCGCGUGUGGAUCCACGGGAUGGAAUCCUUACAUGGACACUGUUGUGUUUUCUCAUGAAAGUGAAAUGAACCAAGAACAUUUUUCGCUGUGAUUUUUUAUUUCUGGUAUCUUUGUUUAUGUUGAGCAGUUUAAAAACGUAUUGGUAUUUGAAUGCAGUCAGUCGCCAGGGGAAAUGUUAACCAGUUAUCUUCCAUAGCAGAAACCAUUUUGCUGCCACAAAAUUUUUCAUCACCAGAACUAACAAAUCAGGUGUUCCAGAUACAAUUUGCACUAAAAAAGAUUGACAUCAUUUUCCUCAUCAACAGAAGUUAUAACAGUUUGUGACACAUAGAAGUGCUUAUAUUUAGAGUUCCACACUGGAAGACACUCAGUCAGCAAUUAAUGAAGUUAAUUACUGGGCCAACUUGAGAGGAAAACAUGGGAAAGAAACUAAAACAUUUGGUGAAUCCUACCAGUCAUCCGUGGUAGGUGUACCUGGGACGGAAUACUAAACCGAAGGUGACUCUUUUCACUGCAACAAAUGAAAACACAAAAAACAAAACGUGCCUGUUGUUUAAAGCACUCAGUAGAGGGCUGAGAAACUGAGGUUUUCUUCAACAUGUGCACUCCUCAGUCAGGCAGUAACAGUGCGCGUUCGUACAGCACGGAGUGGGGUGAGAGGGUUUCCUAGCCUUAAUAGGGGAGGGGUAAGUCCACUCAUUCAUAGGCUUUUAUUAUUGUGCAUACAUAUUAGAAAACCUCAUUUACUGAUCCAUUUUAUGUAUUUGAAUAACAGCAAAUUAAAUUUUUCCAAAAUCUUGCUGAUUUCUCACUGUGUCCAGUGUCACGCAUACUCAUUAGAGAAUUCAAAUAAAUCCUUAAAAUUAAAAGAAGAAACUCUCCAUAGUACUAAUUUUGUUUCUUUAUGUAGUUUGCAUUUGGUAUUAGUGCUUGCAAUUGUAUUAAAAUCAAAAGCUGAUUUUUAAGGCACACAUGAUUAAGGGUGCCAUUCUUUCUUUUGUUUUGUACCAAUCAUUUAAAAUUGAUAUGCUAAAAACAACUUGCACAGCACUAAAGCAUGAGUUAGUUUCAUCUAAACCUGUAAAAACAUAAAAGAUUUUAUAUUUUUUCACUGGGAAGAAAUUCUUCCUGGGUGAAAUUACAAAUAUGUGUAGAAUAUAUUUAAUAAAAAACCUAUAAAAUACCUAACUAUAGAACAUAAAUAUAGAUUGGCGUGUAGUAUCUAGAACAAUAUUCCAUAUAAAUAACUUUAGCCUUUAUAAAAAUGAAGCUACAGGCUGACAUUUUGUUCUGUAUUUGAGUGUCCACAGCCCUUGCGAAUAUUCAGUGUAAAUGGUUUCAGAUGGUCAGCUUUGUUUAAGUGUAAUCAGGUUAUUUUAUUCAUUGUUACUGCUUUGAUGAAAAGGCUUUAUAUGCAGUAAGACCUACAAAAAUACUGUUCAUACUGAUCAGAAUUAAAUUUGUAUAGAGCAGAGUUUUAAAACAAAUGUAAAUAGCACUAAACUGUUUCUGCAACCUGUACUUAGUAGAAUCUUUCUGUAAACUAAAUAAAAAAAUAUUGUAGUGCAUUUUUGUGGUAAUUUUAAAGGUCUUGAUUAGGUUGAUAGUUGUUUAAGGACUCAUCCCUGCUAAAUUUGUGUUCUACUUUUAUUUCCUAAUCUUUAAAAAAUUCAUUUAAUUAGUAUUCAACUGUUGGUUUAGGGAAUAUUCCAAUGUCUCAUUUGAUUUUUAACCUGGUUAAUUUGUGCACAGUCACAACAAUGGAUAGAAUUAUGUAGUCUCUGUUAUCACUAAAAUGUUAUAUUCUGGAGAUGUUAAAUAUUCAUAUGCUUUGACUCCCGCUCCAAAAUGAGUUCUUUUAGUGUUUGAAUGAAGAAGAAUCUGGUAGUUACUUAAUUGGGCAAUUAAGCCAAUUAUGGCUUUAUUGUUCUUUUGUAAAACAAACUACUGGUAAUUAUUUUUAAUACUUAUUUUAAUUCUAAUUACUCUUCUGGUUUUCCAAAGUUAAAGACUGUCAGUUAAUUAUGAUUGAGGUUGUAUGAUGGUUUAAAAUAUUCACUAUUGGUUUUCAAGGUAUUUUUCUGUGAGUUCCCACAGUACAUAUUUCCCUUCUCUUUCACAAGACCUCAAUUUAGAGUUUGCUGAAUGGGAUAAACUGGUAUAUUAGGAGAGAAAGAAUUAUGUCAUUUAGUAUCUAAUAUAAUUUAUGCAAGAUUUUAAAAAGGAAUUAAAAAGUAGCAGUAAAAUUAUAUACUGAAAACACCAAAAAUUUAGAUGCCUUAAUAGUGUACAAUUUUAAAAUAGUUCCUUGGACUGCCUGAUGGUUAAAAUGCAAUUGGUCAUAUCCACCGCUACUGCUUAGAAUCCCUCUGCCAAGACUCACGGUUCAGCACCUAGAGGUGAGAGCUGCGUGGGCCCAGUGAUGGAGGGAAAGCCGUCACCCUGUGUGCCCUUGGUGUCCGCUAUCUCUUCUCCCUAAAUUGUCCGAGAUGUCAUUAAGUGUUCUGGACAAGGCAAUGCUUUUCUUCUUUAUUAGAAUCUCACCAUGUCUCCCUAAUUGGAAUUAUUUGCUUUCUUUCCCAGAUAAGUUGUAUCUUAUCUUACCAUUAAAAAGUACAGUAUCUAACGUGGACAUUCAUAUUAAAGGAGGUUUUCUCAUAACAAACCUUUAUUCUUAGUUUUAAUGACGUCACCUUGACCAUUGUUACAGUAUUUCUGUUAGCUGAUUGUGAUAAACAAUGUUGAAUGUGAAAAGAAAUUAAAACUUUCUUCAUCUGUUGUAGAA